UUCUGAUGUUUUGAUGUAUUUUUUUUAAGGUCCAGUAAAUCAGACAGAGGUCAUAGCAGAGAGGCCACCCAAUAAAACCCACCUCUAAGGCACAACCUGGGGAAUCCAAGAGAAGUAAGAUCAGGUAUGGUUGGUCCCUGCAAUCCUCACUCCGUCCUUACCCAACCCAAGUCUCAAACUACGAACCAGUAAUUAGAGUUGGUAUUCAAAUCCUUAGCCACAGUUCGAGGACGCACCCCAUAAGAACCAAGUCAUCCAAGCGAGCUUCUUUUUUACCCUUGGCAUUGUAGCUGCUUGUCACUCCACUUGCUGGGGAAUUCUUGACGAGAUUUUACUUGUCUUUCAUGCUGUUCUUUCUGUGGUUUCCUCGUUUCUUUUUGUGAUCGAGUUCCAGAUGGCUCAUCAAUGCCUCAAAAAUGAAUAUUUUGACAGUUUGCUGAAUGCUUGCAUAUCGUGUUACCUUCGAUGUUUUUCUAUUAUUCCUGCAAUAUGUGAGAAUUAUUGUAAUUCAGUGAAAGGAUCAAGUACCAUUCUUUGGACCUGUUUCGGCCUGAGCGUGCUACUGUCUUUGGCAGUUUUUGUGCUGGUGUUCUUGCUAAGGAAGAGGCGCUCUCCACCAUUAAAGGAUGAAUUUAAAAGCACAGGAUCUGCUCUGCAGAAGGAGGCUAAUGCUGACAUGGAUGGUAGAAAAGACAGCAGGACUGGUGAGGAGAUUCUUCCCAGAAGCCUGGAGUACACAGUAGAAGAAUGUACCUGUGAAGACUGUGCCAAGAGCCAACCAAACACAGAUUCCGACCACUUCUUUCCACUCCCAGCUAUGGAGGAAGGCGCAACUGUCCUUGUCACCACAAAAACAAAUGACUAUUGCAAUGGCCUGCAAGCUGCUGGGUGUAUCACAAGGAUGGAGAAAUCGAUUUCUACUAGAUAAUUAACCAUCCUGAGUGGUGCAGUGCUACUUUCAAAAUCUUUUGUCAGAAGGAAAGGAUGAUUGUUAUCAGUUACUGAUACAGCUUUUUGCCCUCUAAUCCCAGCAAAUCUUUAUGUUAGAUAUAUUUCUCUAUCUUACUGUUGGGAGCUUAACUGUAGACACUUCAUUGGUUUCAAUGAUUAAAUUCUUGACUCACUGAAGAAAAAUACUGUGAUGCGUAGGUCCCAGAGUCAUGCACUUCUAUGGCUGGACCACUUUCCUCCUAUACAUGCACAUAUGCACUUCAGAACAACUGAAUUUUUCUCUUUAUUGUUAAAGGCAAGCAAGGUUAUUCUAUGCACUUCUGUAGAUAGGAGAACCCCAGAGUCAGCCAUGCUAAUUCAGUGUGCAAUGCAUGGGUAGUUCCUGACCUUGUGAGUUUCCAGCUUAAUGGAGGCCUCAGGCAUUAUUGUAAUAUAGAUAUAUGUAGAAUUACAAACUGUGAUAAAAAAUUACUUGGUAUCAUUUUCAGGCCCAAAUACAGGUGAUAAUGAUAGUUAUCACUUACAUAGUUACUAAUGUGCAGGGAUUGCUCUAAGUGCUUUACCUAUACUAACUUGUUUAAUGCACAAAACAAAUUACAAGGUAGGUGGACCAUUGCCAUCUCCAUUUUAUAGAUUAUGACAGGAACUAAGUCAGAGCAAGGUAACAGAGCCAGUGAAUGGCAAAGCCAUGAUUUAAACCAGACAUCUUGAUCUAUUUCUUUUUUCUCUUCACGUCAACUUAGUUCCAUUUCUGAGUUCUCCAUCUCUUUGGGCUACUAUCUUAGUCACUGUAGGGGGAAGGCUCCUUUCCUGGGGUUAGACAAAGCUCCUUAUGAAAAGGCUGUGCAACAGGGGGUACCCUGUGGUAACCCGUUGAUUUUUUUGAUCAUUGUUAAGGGGCCCACUGGCACCACAGCAUAGAUCCUCAAGGUCUGGGGGCUUUGUGGCUUUUGUGUCAGGUUUGGAAUAUGUGGAAACGUGGUGGGAUUUUUUUUUAACCAUUUGGGGCCCAUCAUGGUUCCAUUCGAGGCCCUUGGGGUUCAGAGGAGAACAAACAAUAUCAUGGUUAAAGCAUUGGCUCUGGAGCCCAGACUGCCUGGGGUUCAAUCCUGGCUGUUACUAGCAAGUUAUAGAACUUUGGUGACUAUAAAAAAGGUACUUAACCAUUUUAUGUUACUCAUGCACAUGUAUAUUUUUUUUUCCAUAAAACUGUCUGGUUCAUAAUAAGUAAUUUGGUUAGUUACUUUGCUAUGAUGGUUUUUAUUAGUCCCUUUGAGGUCAGGACUCCCUAAAGGCAGGCACACACAUUACUUUUCUGUUAUAUUGUUCCUAGCUGCUCCUUGUCCCCACAUGCCCAGUACAACCUCUCCCAUAAAUUUGGAUGUUUCCAAAGUUUACAUUAGGCUUUUGAUUCUUGACUUCCAUGACCAGGCUAACAUCUCGGAGAGAAGUAAUUACAACACCUGAAGGGGAUGGUUGGUGGUAGAAACCAAAAAACACAAACUAUAAUUUCAAUAAUUUGUCCUGCGUCAAGCGAAAUGAAGAAAAGGUGCAGGGUGCUAUGGGACAGUAUAGCACAGUCAUCCUCCAGACAGCUCCAUGAAGCACGUAUGUGAUGUCUUACCAAAGCUUACAGAGGCAGGCUGACCUACAUUGGGCUUUCUAGGGGUGGAUUCAGGCACACCCACUCUUGAACUAGAAUAACAAAUUAACAAUUGUCAAGUAUAAUUUUGAAAAUGGGAAAAACAACCCUAUUAACCAAACACACAAGUAUUUUCAUUAAAAAUGGGAAAAAGUAAAAAAUGUCUACAGUUGACACAUCCUAUUAGUUGUAGGUAUACAAUGUGGUGAUUAGACAUUCAGAUAACUGACAAAGUGAUUACCCUGAGAAGUCUAGCACCCAUCUGACAAAUAUUUUCAUUUUUACAUUCCCUUACACAUGGCUGUAUUUUGACACCAUUGUACUCAUGGUUUACAGACUUUUUUGCACGGGGCUUU
Molecule: messenger RNA, 2949 nt
Organism: Phyllostomus discolor (pale spear-nosed bat)
Lineage: Eukaryota; Metazoa; Chordata; Mammalia; Chiroptera; Phyllostomidae
Gene: TNFRSF17
Product: TNF receptor superfamily member 17
Exons: 4
Coding region: 395-928 (177 amino acids)
Biological process (GO): tumor necrosis factor-mediated signaling pathway
Molecular function (GO): signaling receptor activity
Source: RefSeq, a predicted model, not a curated record